AGAAGAUAAAAGACCAGCGAAGAAGCCGGAGGCCGUAAUAACGUACGAUACAAAUAUACGAUCAAGUUUACUACUCAGUAGCUGUCGUGUAAGAUAAACUUUUUGAAUGACUGUAAGAGUCGCUGGACUUAGUUCUACGCUCAGUAAAUAUCGCUAGGCUAAGGAAGAAGAGGAAUGAAUGAUGUCAUCACCAUCAGCUCUGACAGUGAUGAAUCCGGUUUGGAAUUUGUCGGCUCUUACAGCGUCUCUUCCGCCGAGCCAGAAUCCACCUCGGCGGUACUCGUUGGCGUCCACGACGCUAUCAUCAACCCACUUAUUCCGACUGGGGAGAGAGAAUCAACAAAGGCUGAUCCAGAAGUGAAGUUGCAUGAAAAACUAACAGACUUCAGUGAGACUUUGGCAAGGAAGGCCAAACAAGAGGAGAGCGUACUAAAAAGAACAUGGAAACAUGACAGCCAAGAAGACCCAGCGUUCACAUGCAACCAUGCACAAGAUGGGAUUACCAUUUCGAAGAGGGGGAUAGAAGACAUGACUGAUGCAGAGUCAAACAGGUUUGAUCAGCUCUCCCAGAGCAUUCCUGUUGACUCUCCCUGGUCCAUAUCAAAAACUGAAGACUUGGAAGACUCUUUAACCUGUGGGGAUGAAGCAGAGAAAGGCCGUCUCAAAGACAGUCAUCAGAAUGCGGAUCAAGUUGAAUUCAGGGGAGGCCAACAAGAAGAGGUCAACAUACCACAUUCAGAACAGGACGCUUCUCUUCGUUUCACAGAGGUUGCCACCCAGAGGUUAGUGUGUCCGGGACAACCACACGACACUGCAUUGUCGGGGAACAUACCCUCUUCAUUCACCCCUGCCUCAUCUCACACAAGCAACAGCCAAGAAGACCCAACGCGGAUCACAUGUGACCGCGCACAGGACAGGCCCACCAUUUCAAGGUUGGAGGUGGAAGAUGGAAUUGACGUGGAAUCAAACAAGUCUGAUCACCUGUCCCUGAGCAAUCACGUUGACUCUCCUGUGUCCAUUUCCAGAAGUGAAGAUUUGAAUGCCUUCUGGGCAGGUCGUGAUGAAUCAGAGCACGACAGUCCAACGUAUUUGAUGUGGCAAAGAGACAGUGAUGGCGAAGGGAACGCUGGUGUUGAGCACAGGGGCGCCAGUCAGGACGAACGGCAUUUUGUUUGCCCACGUGCGUUCCAGAAAAUAAUGGAUGGAUUUGAAGAUACCCUGAUGCAUGAGGAAAAUAUGAACUGUGACGAAUCAACGGUUGACUGCCACCAAAGCCUCAGCUUAGUUUACGCCACCAUGGACGAGAAGUGCCACGAAGGCACGUUGCAGCUUUUGUCGGACCUCCUACAUCCCGGUUGCCGUCUUCCCCAAGAUGUCAUGUCCCACCUGCUAAAUGGCAUCCUGCUGAACCCGCUAUGUCCGCCUCAAAUCUGUGUGCAGGCCUGGAAUCUGCUGAUGAGGGCACAAAGACACCACCUGGUUGAUAAAGACACAGUGCCGUGGAGCUGGGAGAUGUUGACUGCAGUCAUGUCCACUCAGGAAGGGAAAAAGAAGCAUCACCCAGCGGUGGUGCGCAUGCUCCUGGAGUAUAUUGUGCAGACUUUGGAGGAUGACUUCUCUCACAAAAAGUCCACGUCUGAACUCCAUCAAUCCAUCGCAAGAGCUACAUUGUCGUGCAAUCAGCACUUCCAACAAGUACAGGAUGUCAUUAAGUGGCUGUUUUCUUCCAUUAUCAAAUCGACUGAAAAUGAGAAGACUAGUAAAGCUGCUAGAGAAGAAGAUGAACAUAUCAGAAUCGUGUCCAUUCUCCAGAGAAUGUUGUGUCUGGCUUUAGAGGCCGAUCGCUCUCCUGCAAUAAGCUCAGACAAGUUGUCCCAGGAGCUCUUUUUCACACUCAUCAGCAUCAAGCCCCGACGAGCACACAGGUUACUGCUGCUGGACAGCCUGAAGAGUAACCUGCUGAGAUGGAAGCUGCUGGAACAACUUUUGGACGAUGCGUGCCCACUGAAAACACCUGUGCCCAUGUCGCUCGGUCGCAUCCUGCACUUUCUGGAGAACUGCACACUGGUUCCAGACCCGACGGACGAUGGCAUACGUUGGAAGAAAUGGGAGGAGUUGGUUAAACACCUCUGGAUGUUGCUCGUCAGCUACAACACAACAAUGAAAGGAUUUCUGCACAACCCAGCCAGCAAGCAAAAAAGACAGCCAGGCUUCUUUGUCGACAAGAAGGAUGAUAUGCUAACAAAAGCAGACAUUUGUAAAUCCGUGGAGGCCUUUCUGUCCAGAUCUCAGGCAGACGUUGGCCAAGCGUUGCCUUUAGACGUGGAAGAGUCCCUCACUUAUUUACAGAAUUUCCUUCUUGAUGUCUGUGAAGGUUAAAUGAGGGGAAAACAGUUGGUUGGCACUUGUUGAAUAUUGCACGCUAUGUAAAAUAGGUCUUUUUAGAACUACAAACAAAUGAUUGCUUAUACGCAUGUAUAUUACGUGGAAAGAUUCGUUCUGUAUUCAUAUUGAUCUUUUUUUUUUUUAAAUUGGGCACAGUGUACAUUAUUGAACAUUUUUGGCUGACAGUGUUAACUGUGAAUUACAAAGAUUAAUCAAAUGACUUUCUUUUUUGUAAAUGUUAAACUAGGCGUUUUGUAUUUAUGAUUAUAGGUAGCAAUUGUCCACGUUAAGUUUGCAGUUGAGCUUGUUGCUUGUCUGGUCCAGCUGACUUUGAGUGAGAGGCAGGAUGCAUCCUUGAAGCCUGUCAGUUGGAAGCCACAUUGCUAAUUCACACUAGACCUUUUAUUAAGAAACAAACAGGUUUGUAGCAACAAGCCUUUCAUGAUGAACCCAAGAUGAUUUUUUUCACUCCAUUAGUGGUUGCACUUGGACU
This is a messenger RNA of Syngnathus acus (greater pipefish), 2878 nucleotides long. RefSeq names its product SUMO interacting motifs containing 1 (gene simc1). Bases 175 to 2379 code for a protein of 734 amino acids. Lineage: Eukaryota; Metazoa; Chordata; Actinopteri; Syngnathiformes; Syngnathidae. The transcript has 11 exons. The record is from RefSeq and is a predicted model, not a curated record.